AUGCAGAAUCAACACCGAAGAUUAUCGAAUACAAAUGAUUCACCUAUGUUUAGCCAAUUAGUGUCGCUGAAAGAAAAUAGUAUAAAGUCAACAGGAUCUGUUCGCAUUCAUCUAAAUGUCCCUGGAGAACAAUCACGUCGUUCCUCUUUUGAUUUCAACCUUCUUUCACCAGCGCCAACCACAGUUAGAUUAACAAAAAAUCGUCUACAUACAACUAUUCCCACUUCGAUAUCCACUGACCUCGAUGGCGGACGACGAAAUACUCGUUUCAGUAAUGUCAGUAGUAGUUAUGCUCAGUUUUUGAAGCAACGUGACAUGGAUAAAGUAAAAAAAAUUUUAUCCCAAGAAGAUCAACGUUUACUUUUAUCAUCGAGUGAAUGGGUUGAAGAUGUCAAAGAUAGUGAUCCAUAUGUGUCUGUUCUCAGUCGACUUGGUGAAGCCAUACAAGAUUCAGAAACAUUGGUCGAAUUCGUCAAGAAGUCAUAUUCCAUUGUCGCUAAUACAUACGGAGCUACGAUUCUAUUAGCAUUGUUAACCGUUUUUCAAGUGAUACUAUUUUUUAUCGGUGUUAAAUAUUUGAAUGAUUGUCCAGUGCAACCAAAUUUACCUGUUUAUUUACUUGUCGCUGGCGCGAUGGGUCUUGUACGUGCACUGAAUUUACUAUGGAAACAAUUUCGUCGACGACGUUUGAGAAAGUUAGAAGGAGUUGAACUUGAUCAAGAGGAAGAAACAGAGAAUAAUGGAUCUGGCUUUACAGAUGCUGUUUUAAACCUUUUCCUUUUUGCCUGGUUCAUUGUUGGACAGUUUUGGACGUGGUCUAGUUUCAUGCCUAACUUCGAAUUUGGAUUAGAAAAUCCAGAUAAAUACUGUCACAAAAAUGUUUAUAUCUUUGCACUUAUACAUAUUGGUUUAGUUUACGUUAUGUUUCUAGGAGUGAUUCUGUUUUUGAUAGCACUUACAUGUUGUGCAACAUUUCCACAUUUGAUUGUUAAAGCUCCACGUUAA
Adineta ricciae is the source of this 1005-nucleotide messenger RNA. NCBI's taxonomy places the organism in Eukaryota, Metazoa, Rotifera, Eurotatoria, Adinetida, Adinetidae. The record is from the annotation of a GenBank genome assembly.